Mesorhabditis spiculigera is the source of this 2184-nucleotide messenger RNA. The record is from the annotation of a GenBank genome assembly. Lineage: Eukaryota; Metazoa; Nematoda; Chromadorea; Rhabditida; Rhabditidae.
AUGGCCCGGAUAGAUGAUACCGACGACCAGCCAGAUCCCAAACGCCCCCGACACUCCCUAGAAGAACCAACCCGGCACAUCCGGCGAAACCUCAAGAAAGACCCGGAAUUCCUCGGAGAGUCCAUCAAGGAGGAACCCCCGGCUACCCCCGCCACCCAAAACAAGCAACCAGCUCUGCCCAUUGAUGACGCUGCUGAUGAUGAGGAUGAGGCCCCAAUGAGCACCCCCGAUGACCCGGUGAUCCACAACAGUCCGCCAUCUCUGCGCGGACUUUCUCAGCAAGGACAGCAGCAACUCCAGCAAGGAGGCUAUGGCGAUACGGUGUCGCAGUCGGAGAGCCGCACACCGAGCUGUGAUUCGCCGGGAGCGGAGGGGAGCGCUGAUGAGCGCAACCGCCGUUCAAAGACUUGCCGCGUCUGCGGAGACCAUGCUACCGGCUACAACUUUAACGUUAUCACCUGCGAGUCGUGCAAGGCGUUUUUCCGCCGCAAUGCGCUCCGCCCGAAGGAGUUCAAAUGCCCGUACUCGGAGGACUGCGAGAUCAACCCGGUGAGCCGGCGAUUCUGCCAGAAAUGCCGACUCCGAAAGUGCUUUACGGUUGGCAUGAAAAAGGAGUGGAUCCUGAAUGAAGAGCAGCUUCGCCGGAGAAAGAACUCGCGCCUCAACCACACGGGGAGCCAGAAGAGCCUAAAGUGCGGCUCGCCGACACACAGCUUUGGUGGGGCCAUGACGCCGCCGAAGCCGAUGACGAUCGUCUCGCCCGAACAGCUACAAUUCGCCACCCCGCAGAACCGGCUCGAGAUGACGCCGCCCAUGAUCAGCCCCAGCUCGACUUCAUACGUGGUCUCACCGCCGGGUUCGCUCUCCGGCACGCCCGUAUCCCCUCCGUCCACCGGAAUUCUUACCCCGACCACCAACGCGGUGAAUGAUUACGAGCCGAACCUGCUGCUCCAGCAGCGGCUCGCCCAGCAGCGCCUCAGCAGCCUCAGCAUGAACACGCCAUCCCCGGUGAAUAUGCCAGCCACCGUGAGCAGCCCAAUGGGGAUGGGCACGAAUACCCGGAUGGACCCAGUGCGUAGUAACCAGAUCACCCUCUCGAUGGAGGAGUACUCGCAACUGCUCUUGGCUGCCAAGGGAAAUGGGGACGUUCAGACGCCACCAGCCUCGAUGGAUGAGCCACCAGCAAAGAGAGGCAGCUUUGGGCAGGGAAUGAUGGCAAAGCCUUAUAUCACUCCGAUGGCUCCGGUUACGACAAUGCCGAUGCCAGUGAUCCAACCCGGCUUCCCCGUCCCCAACGAGGCCACCCCACCAAUGAGCAGCUACCAGGAGCGCAUGAGCAACUACUUUGAUCAGACGAUCAUCGAUGCCCUGAACGUCGACAGCCCUGAUGGCCCAUCAGACUCUGGUGCCAUGCAGCCCGAUGGUUGCGAUCUGAACCGCUCGCUGCCGCGUGCCAACUACCAGCUCAACAUUGCGGAGCUGCGUGAGUUGGACAUGGUCAGGAGCGCAUUUUCGGGGAUGAACGAGCCGAUUGACCAUGGCAAGCCGAUGCAGACGUUCAUGAAAAAUGAUAAAAACCCCACCGACAUCAUGAACAUCAUGGACAUUGCCAUGCGUCGCAUUGUCAAGAUGUCGAAGAAGCUGCCCGCCUUCAACGAGAUCAGCCAAGACGGCAAAUUCGCGUUGCUCAAGAGCGGCAUGGUGGAGAUGUUGACCGUGCGUGGGGUCCGGCGCUACGAUGAUAGGUCGAACUCGUGGAGCACGCCGUCGCUGUCAACGGAGUACAAGGUUCCUCUCGGAAUGUUCGAUCGCCUGAAGGAGGGCGUCUGCGAGCUCCAGAAAGAGCGUUUCGUGUCGCUGUACAAAUUCUUCCACGAGGACCUGCGCCAGAAUGAGCUCGCCCUGGACUUGUUGAUGUUAAUGGUGCUCUUUACGCCCCGCCCAACCAUCAAAAACCCGCGCGACCUCCAUCUCAUCCAGCGCCAGCAUAGCGAUUAUGCCGCGCUGCUAAACCGGUACCUCGAGUCGAUCUACGGCGACGACGCGCGCAGCUUCAAUGACCAGAUCCCGCGCAUCAUGGAAAAGCUGCGACUCGCCGCCCAGAAUACGGCAGCCCUCUUCACCGGCAAGGUCAACAAAGACGAUGCCGAGCCACUGGCCAAGGAAUUCUUCUGCAACGACAGU